Ochotona princeps (American pika) is the source of this 1947-nucleotide messenger RNA. RefSeq names its product lamin B2 (gene LMNB2). The transcript has 12 exons. The record is from RefSeq and is a predicted model, not a curated record. NCBI's taxonomy places the organism in Eukaryota, Metazoa, Chordata, Mammalia, Lagomorpha, Ochotonidae. Bases 28 to 1881 code for a protein of 617 amino acids.
GCGCCAUCUUGCGCGGCGGCGGAUUGAAUGAGCGCGCCGAGCUCCGGCCGCCGCCCCCGGGAGCCGCGCAGGCCGCGAGCCGCCGCCAUGGCCACGCCGCUGUCCAGCCGCGCGGGCGGACCCGCCACGCCGCUGUCGCCCACGCGCCUGUCGCGGCUGCAGGAGAAGGAGGAGCUGCGGGAGCUCAACGAUCGCCUGGCGCACUACAUCGACCGCGUCCGCGCGCUGGAGCUGGAGAACGACCGGCUGCUGCUCAAGAUCUCGGAGAAGGAGGACGUGACCACGCGCGAGGUGAGUGGCGUCAAGGCGCUGUUCGAGGCGGAGCUGGCUGACGCCCGCAGGGUGCUGGAUGAGACAGCCCGGGAACGCGCCCGCCUGCAGAUCGAGGCUGGCAAGCUACAGGCCCAGCUGGAGGAGGCCAGCAAGAGCGCCAAGAAGCGUGAGACCGAGCUCGCCGGGGCUCAGAGCCGCGUGAAGGACCUGGAGGCGCUGCUGCAGCGCAGUGAGGCCGAGCUGGCCACCGCCCUCAGCGAAAAGCGAGGCCUGGAGGGUGACGUGGCUGAGCUCCUGGCCCAGCUGGCCAAAGCUGAGGAUGGCCACGCUGUGGCCAAGCAGCAGCUGGAGAAGGAGACGCUGACACGGGUGGACUUGGAGAACCGCUACCAGAGCCUGCAGGAGGAGCUGGACUUCCGCAAGAGCGUGUUCGAAGAGGAGGUGCGGGAGACGCGGCGGCGGCAUGAGCGGAGGCUGGUGGAGGCGGACAGCAGCCGGCAGCAGGAGUACGACUUCAAGAUGGCAAAGGCGCUGGAGGAGCUUCGCAGCCAACACGAUGAGCAAGUGCGGCUCUACCGGCUGGAGCUGGAGCAGAGCUACCAGGCCAAGCUGGACCACGCCAAGCUGAGCUCAGACCAGAACGACAAGGCGGCCAGCGCGGCGCGUGAGGAACUGAAGGAGGCGCGCGUGCGCGUGGAGUCCCUCAGCUUCCAGCUGGCCGGGCUGCAGAAGCAGGCCAACGCCGCGGAGGAGCGCAUCCGGGAGCUGGAGGCGAGCGCGGCCGGAGAGCGUGACAAGUUCCACAAGCUGCUGGACGCCAAGGAGCGGGAGAUGACGGAGUUGCGGGAGGUGAUGCAGCAGCAGCUGGCGGAGUACCAGGAGCUGCUGGACGUGAAGCUGGCCCUGGACAUGGAGAUCAACGCCUACCGCAAGCUGCUGGAGGGCGAGGAGGAGAGGUUGAAGCUCAGCCCCAGCCCGUCCUCGCGGGUCACCAUCUCGCGGGUCACAUCAAGCAGCAGUGGCAGCAGCAUGUCCACGGCGGCGCGCCCAGGGCGUGGCAAGCGGCGGAGGGUGGAGGUGGAGGAGCCAGCGGGCAGCGCGUCCAGCCGCAGCAGCAGCAGCUUCCGCCUGGCCCAGCAGGCCUCGGCCGCAGGCAGCAUUAACAUCGCGGAGGUGGACCUAGAAGGCCGGUUCGUGCAGCUUAAGAACACCUCGGACAAGGACCAGCCCCUGGGGAACUGGCGGAUCAAGCGGCAGGUGCUGGAGGGCGAUGAGAUCGCGUACAAAUUUACGCCCAAGUACGUGCUGCGCGCUGGCCAGACGGUCACGGUAUGGGCCGCGGGCGCGGGCGUGGCACACAGCCCCCCAGCCACGCUGGUGUGGAAGAGCCAGAGCAGCUGGGGCACGGGUGAGAGCGUGCGCACGGUGCUGGUGAACGCAGAUGGCGAGGAGGUGGCCAUGCGGACAGUGAAGCAGUCGGCCGCGGUGCGGGAGGAGGAGGACGGGGAGGAGGCGGAGGACGACGAGGAGGCCGAGCUGGGCGAAGAGGACCUGUUCCACCAGCAGGGCGACCCCCGCACCACGUCAAGAGGCUGCCGCGUCAUGUGAGCCCCGGGCCCGCCCGCCCACGCUCCCCACUACUGUUUUUCUAUCAUUGGCUUUGCUAGACUGUGA